Trichomonas vaginalis G3 is the source of this 1932-nucleotide messenger RNA. RefSeq lists its product as uncharacterized. The coding region runs from base 1 to 1932 and encodes 643 amino acids. The transcript has a single exon. The record is from RefSeq and is a predicted model, not a curated record. Lineage: Eukaryota; Parabasalia; Trichomonadida; Trichomonadidae.
AUGUUGUUUUUAUAUUCUCUUUUAUCUGCGUCGACUGUUUCCGAAGGCAAUAUGAAGCCCAAUACUAAGGCUGAAGUUCUGUUAGACUUUGGCUUUGAAAACCAAGGAAAAUUUAAAUUAGUCGUUGAUGCUCCGAAUAUUACAGGUACCAAAGCGAUCCUAAUGAACAAGCUACAGUAUGAUAAGAAACGUAAACAAAUUGAUACAUUCCAAAAAUAUUGCAAUAAAAAUACUUCAACUAAAUUUAUCUCGCAUACUUACGAUACUAUACAAGGUAAUAGUUUGCUUAUACAUAUUCAAGAUCCUGAGAUUUAUUAUCCUAUAAUUAUAAACUGCAACAAUAUUUCGUUAGACUAUGUCGUCUUUUACGAGAAUCCGAACACUUAUGUUGACUAUCGAGAAAAGAAUAACGUAUAUGUUGCAACAUUUAGCUGUAUUGUCGAAUUUUUGAUCACAAUUUCUUGGUAUUACAGAACCCAAGCAAAAAAAUGUACAAAUGUUGAUUUAUUCGAUUCUUUUAUGUUCGGAAGCUUCCUUAAAAGUAUUACAAGCCUAAUUUCUGUGAUUUACUGGACAAAUUUAAGUUUUGCAUUAAAUAUUAGUCCAAAUAUACAGCGCAUUGUCGAGAUUGUCAAUUUUGUUGGUAAUACUUUCGUUUUUAUACCAAUAAUGUAUACAAUCAACGGAAUGAGUUUAAUCGAUUUAAAUAACGCAUCUUUUCAAAAACUAUUAGCCAACUUAGCAUUUGCUGGAUACUCCGCGACCAAAUACUUCAGAGCUUAUUUGAAUGGAUACAUGUAUUACGUAAUGUUCAUUGUUGAAGUCCUUCCUAUCAUUGUAUGCAGUUUCUACAUGAAAACUAAUCGUAUUAUAUUUGAUUUGAUAUCGGAUAUACACAAAAACAAUGAAAAAAUGAAGCCAAAAUGUGAUCAAUUAAAUAUAAUUCUUAACAAGAUAACUGUUUUGUUAUAUAAUGUAUUAAUGUUAGAUAUACUUGCUGUUGUAUUCCAUUUAACACGUUUUUAUUUGACAAUGGAAUUAGAAGUUAUAAUUUGUUUAAUUUCUUUUUCAUGUUUAUACAUUUUCUGGAAUCAUUUUGAUUGUUUCGAAUCCUCUGGAGAUUAUUUUGAUAGCCAAGACCCAUUUGAUAUUAUAACUAUUAGAUUAUCACAAAUUAUUGAACAGAUGGGAAGAGACAUGAAAGCAAAUCAAAUGGAUAAAUGUUUGGAAGGAAUAAAUGAAUACGAAAAUCUUAUUGAUAAAUACAAUACUUUGGCUGAGAUGUUGCAUCAACCUAAGUUCCCUGAUAACUACAGACUUAAAGAAAUGUUUAAACAAGACUUGCAAAAAUGUGUUAAAAAAUUAAUGAAUGAACAAAAAAGUGACACGCAUCAAAAUUUGAAUAAACAAAAAAGUGACGGACAUCAAAAUUUGAAUGAAAAUAAACAAAAAUCAAAGAAUUCAAAUAAAAAUGAAAAUGAUGUUAAUAAGUUACUUGAUAAUUUUGUUAAAGAUGGGCAGCUUAAAGAUGAUCAAUUGAAGAAAGCUAUUGAUGAUUUCGUUGAGGAUAAACUCUUGAAAAAUCCUCAAAAUCAACAAAAAAGUGACAAACAUCAAACAAAGAAUGAAAGUCAAGAAAAAUCUACAGGUACUACUGAACAAAUAGAAGAACUUCAGAAGAAGAGAGACAAAGAACUUGAGAUACUCCAAAGUAUUCCUUUGCAUAGUAAUGAUAAUCAGCUUGAAUCAACAAUAAUAAAUAGAAAUAAUAUGCAGAAUUUGGAUGAAUUCAUUAAUAGUAAAGGAGAAUCUGAAAUUGAGCAGAUGGACUUCGUUGCUGGAAAAGACAGAAGUUUGAAGUUUAAUCACAAAAGAAAGAAAGUUCUUGAAGAAUACAAAGAUAGGAAUAUUGGUCGCUGCUACAUUUGCUAA